AGCUACUUUUUUUUUUUUAAAGCAAGGAGAGAUGUAUGCAUGUAAUAUAAGCACAGUGCUUUUCCUCUUUUCUAGUGAUUUCUAUUUGUUUUUUUGUCUUAUGACUUGUUGCACUACUUUCUUUUUCAUCAACUUAUUGAAUAUACAACAGCGGAAUCCCGGCCUUCUCAGCAGGAAAGCAAAAGAUGGAAGCACCAUCGUCGACGACGAAGAUCACCGUGAAGUCCGUCGCCGAUGGGCAGGAGCUCAAGGAAUCAUGAGCAAUGCUGAGAAUGGCAACAAGUUGCUGGUGCUGGAGUUCACGGCGCCGUGGUCGGAACCGUGCAAAUACAUGAGCAAGGUGCUAGAUGGAAACCCCCCCGGGAGAGGACUUGCAUACGAGUUGCAAGACUAUGCUGACUUUUGCUCGCUUGACAUCACCAAAUUCAGGCAAUUCGCGCAGCGCAUGACAGUGGAGGCCCUGCCGACGUUUCUGCUGCUCAAGCAGGGCUACACGGUGCUGGGCCGCGUCGUAGGCGUUGACAAGGAAGAGCUCAGGAGCAGCAUCAAGCAGGAACAGAGACAGAGACAAAUCGGCCGGCCUGGAAAUGGUGAAGCCCGAAGAAGAUAUAGAUAAGCCCGUGCACCACCGGAAAACCGAUAGUUGCCGAAUGUCUCGGUUUUUGCCGAGUGCCAGACCACGGGCACUCGGCAAAGAUAUGGUUUGCCGAGUGCCAGGCCGCGGACACUCAGCAGGAAUCUGGCACACGGCAUGCCGGCCCGGGCGUUGCCGAGUGCAGGCCGUCGGCAAAUCAAGGCACUCGGCAACGUGUCUCCUUUGCCGAGUGCUGGCCGGGCGGCACUCGGCAAAGCUCGAGCACGUGCCCAGCACGCGCGCCCGCCGUGCGCCGCCCGUCAGGGGGGCUGACGGCGUCAACUCUUUGCCGAGUGCCUCCAGCUGGCACUCGGCAAAGGUGAAAUAUUACCGAGUGUCUCCAGCUGGCACUCGACAAAGUAGAAAUGUUGCCGAGUGCGCUGGCGUGGCUCUCGGCAAAGCUUCUUUUGUCGAGUGCUGGUGCCCAGGCACUCGACAAACUUGGUUAAAAAAAAAAUUUUGGGCCUUCAAAUUUUUUUGGUCUCCACUUAAAUUUGAUAAUGUAAUUCCUAGUAACAUAAAAUAAUUUUAUUGAUUGGUUUACUAUUUUUCU
Panicum virgatum (switchgrass) is the source of this 1187-nucleotide messenger RNA. RefSeq names its product thioredoxin H-type 2-like. The record is from RefSeq and is a predicted model, not a curated record. The transcript has 3 exons. NCBI's taxonomy places the organism in Eukaryota, Viridiplantae, Streptophyta, Magnoliopsida, Poales, Poaceae. Bases 32 to 616 code for a protein of 194 amino acids.